Molecule: messenger RNA, 615 nt
Organism: Candidozyma haemuli
Lineage: Eukaryota; Fungi; Ascomycota; Pichiomycetes; Serinales; Metschnikowiaceae
Gene: TPT1
Product: tRNA 2'-phosphotransferase
Exons: 1
Coding region: 1-615 (204 amino acids)
Biological process (GO): tRNA splicing, via endonucleolytic cleavage and ligation
Molecular function (GO): tRNA 2'-phosphotransferase activity
Source: RefSeq, a predicted model, not a curated record
AUGUCUUCCAGAGAAGUCAAGAUAUCCAAAGCAUUGCUGUACCUUCUUCGGCACGGCGCAGUCAAGGAAAAGCUCCCCAUUGACAGUCGAGGAUUCAUAGAACUCAAGACGAUACUUAACCAUCCACGCAUCAAAACUCACAAGGCCACAGAGGAGGAGAUCGAGCAGGUUGUGGUAAACAAUGAUAAGAAGCGCUUCUCCAUUGAGACUCGUAAGGACGGUAAGAAGUACAUUUGUGCCAACCAAGGCCACUCUCUUAAUCUUGUCACAGAGGAGAACUUGAUCCAGCUAGCCUGGGAAGAGAUGCCUAAGAAAGUUUACCACGGAACAUUUACCGAUAAGUAUGAAGCUAUUAAAUCCAGCGGUGGUCUUUCAAAAAUGCUGAGAAAUCAUAUUCACUUCACGUCGGAUGCUGAGUGGAGUAAGCUGGGGAUUCGUAAGACUUGCAAUGUUUUGAUAUACUUAGAUUUAGACAAGUGCAAGGAACAAGGGCUCACGUUUUUCCGGUCAGCCAAUGGGGUUAUCCUUACUAAAGGCAAUGCCAAAGGCAUGAUCCCAUUGGAAUGCUUCCAAGAAGUGCAAACUUUAAAGAAGCAGGGGGCCCAACAGAGUUAG